This is a messenger RNA of Pipistrellus kuhlii (Kuhl's pipistrelle), 1468 nucleotides long. It is a transcript of the gene LAT2, whose product is annotated as linker for activation of T cells family member 2. The transcript has 13 exons. Gene Ontology annotation, cellular component: plasma membrane. NCBI's taxonomy places the organism in Eukaryota, Metazoa, Chordata, Mammalia, Chiroptera, Vespertilionidae. The record is from RefSeq and is a predicted model, not a curated record. Gene Ontology annotation, biological process: B cell receptor signaling pathway; B cell activation; calcium-mediated signaling. The coding region runs from base 38 to 658 and encodes 206 amino acids.
AGCCCCCAACUCUCAGGAAACGUGCACAGGAGCCGACAUGAGUGCGGACGCGGAGCUGCUGUGGCCCGGGGCGGCCCUCCUGCUGCUGCUGGGGGCGGUGGCCAGCCUGUGUGUGCGCUGCUCCCGCUCAGGUGCGAAGCGGCCCGAGAGGAUUUAUGAGCAGAGGAGCCUGCAAGAGAACCAGCAGAACUUUGCAGUGGCCCGGACCUACUCCUUGGGCAGGCCUAUGCUGAUGGACACAGCCUAUGACAUGGCACCAACAAGGAAGGAUAAGCUGCUGCAGUUCUCCCCCAGCCUCGAGGAUUCUGCAUCGCCGAGGUACCAGAACUUCCGCAAAGGAAGCAGACACGGAUCAGACGGAGCCUACAUAGACCCCAUCAUCAUGGAGUAUUGCACCUGGGAGCGGUCUCAGAAGCGGCAGGAAGAUGAUGAGGAUUCUAAUUCCUAUGAGAAUGUGCUUAUCUGCAAGCAGAAAGAGCCCGACUCAGGCGACGAGGAUUAUCAGAACUCUGCUUCCAUCCAGAAGUGGCGGGAGUCCAAAAGGGUCGAAGGGCAAGUCCCGAGAGGAGCCCCUCUCUCCCCUGCGGGAAGCCCGGACGACGAUGACGACGGAGAGCCCGAUUAUGUGAAUGGGGACGUGGCAGCCCCGGAAGCCUAGGGCAGACCUGGGACCAGCAACCACUUUCAUCUUCACCGGAGGAGCCCAGAGCCCAGCGCUCACAGAAUAGUUACCGUCUCCAGCCAUCGCGUCUCCGGAGCAGCUGGACUCUGGGCCCACCACGCUCCUCACGGGAGGUGCACCCACCCCCCACGGACCCUCCCUCUGGCCACGCGGGACCAGCAAGUCACACGUGGAACCAGCUUCCCGGGGGCUGGGCAGGAGCUUGGUGCGGAGAGCACUACAGCCCCUGCCGAAACUGAAUGCCCAGCACUUAGGGCAAGUGGCACCCCAUCCCCGCAUCUAAAACACCACGUCAUACUGGCAUUCGUGUCCUUUUUUGCUUUGGAUUUGGAUCCAAAAUUGCUUACUAAUGUCAGUGGCUGGGAAUUGGUGUGCGUGAUCGGUAAGCUUUUGUAUAAUUAAUUUAUAUAUAUAGGUGGAGCCGUAUUUAAUAUUCUACGUUCCAAGGCAGAUUCUUCUAGCUUGUCUCCUCUAAGCAUUACAUGUUGUAACUUCAGCAGACACUUCGGGUCUCAGUUCACUGAGGAAGCCACAACCACCCGCCGGCUAUCAGCGGGCGUGUCCUGUGGACAAAGUGUGUCAGUUCUGCCGAGGGGGCGGGCAGUGGUGUCCCUCAGGUGCCCUGAAUGCCUCCUCUGCUCCAGGGCUGGCUCAGCUCCCUGACUGGGCAGCAUGACCGUCUCAGGGAAGGGCAGAGGCCCAGCGGGACCUUGAGUCAGAAAAGCCACUCGGGGAAACAUGCCUCCUCCUUUCAAAACCUCAAUAAACCUUUCCAGUUUAAGGGCA